GACCUACCUCCCGUCGUAUCCUUAGCCAGGGCGGUCGGGGCGGGGUGGACCCCAAUGUGUGUGUGUUCAGGUAUGAACCUCGUCCUCUGGGCUGGACUUUGAAAAACGUCAGAGCCUGCACAGCGUGGCAGGCAAAGCGUAGGUUGGAGUGUUUGAGGGGGGCCCUUACUGCGCACCAUGGGGCCAAUGCAUUGAGGGCCCCCACCCAGGCAAGAAAAAAAAAACUAAAGACCAGGGGCUUUUCCAGGAAAAAGAAGAGAAGUUUAAAAAAAAAAGGUAAAAAAAGAAAGCAUCAGAAUGGUUGCAGAGGAAAUUUUGAUUACUCUGUCCGGUGGAGCGCCGUGGGGCUUCCGUCUGCAGGGUGGCGUGGAAAACCACAAACCUCUACAGGUGGCCAAGGUGCGCAGACGUAGCAAGGCGUGCAGAGCCGGAUUGAAAGAGACGGACGAGUUGGUGACCAUCAAUGACCAGCCAUGUGAUGUGUUAUCUCAUGCCCAGGCUAUGAGCCUGAUCGAUGCCUCCCCAAUGAUAUUACACAUCCGUGUUAAAAGAGUACCUGCUGGGUUUCAGUCCGUGGUGCUCAUGACCCGUGCGCCUUCCCCUCGUAUCGACAAGGAGUACCGUGCUUCCCUGUUGACACUGUCACCCAGUGACCUCCACCACGCGCCUGUCCGUGAGGUCCACCGUAGCCGAUCUUCCCUAACUAGCGGCCUCACUUCGCCGCCUGGUAGUGAGGCCUACUACGGUGAGACUGAUAGCGACGCAGAUGUGGCGGGCUACGAGAGGCAACGACGUCAGAAACGACGCAGCCCUAAUUCCAACAAACCGACGGGACGGACCUCUCCUGAGGGAGGGGAGACUUCGGAGAUGAGCGGCUAUGACAGCGCCCCAGAUGCACAGGUUUAUCUGUCAGAAGGACACGGGGGAGGUGGAAACGGAGGGCUGCCCGGGGUGGCGCGAAGGGAAGUGAUUUACCAGCCCCCUGCUCCAGGAUUGUGGUCUUCCUCCCAAACAUCAACCGAGACAUCUUCCAUCAUCUCGUCAGCAGACGACCAGGGGCCCCGGGAUGGAGAGCAGGAGGAAGACUUCAUCGAGAUUGCUAAUGUGCCGCUGGUAUCCCCCGAGAGGGCAAAAGAGGCAAUGAUGCUGAGCUCUCGCAGCCAGCUAGUGCCCAUGGUGGGCCCUGUGAAUAACCCUGUUGACGAGGAACUUACAACCACCUACAUGGAAAAGGCCAAGCAAGCCAAACUUAACCGAGGAGAUACGCCGCAGGACAAGCAUGUAAAGGAAGCCAGAAGCAAAUGUAGAACAAUCGCAUCCCUCCUGACGGACGCUCCUAACCCUCACUCCAAAGGGGUGCUGAUGUUCAAGAAAAGGCGGCAGCGCUCCAAGAAGUAUACCCUCACGAGCUUUGGUAGUGUGGAUGAGGAUCAGUCCCUGGACUCACAAGAAGAAGAAGAAGAUGGUGUGUUGCCUGGCAGUGAGUCGGAAUUUGAGGAAGAGGGCUUUUCAGCCGCUCCUGAUCCAACCUGGGAUAGUGACUACUUGGAUAUGCUAGAGAAAAGGGCAACUGCGGGUGUGGAGGGCCGAGGGGAUGGGGAGGAGGAUGCUCCAAGUCCGGGCUUGAAUGCCACUACGGGGAAGGGUGCCCAGUUGUUUGAACAGCAGAGGAAAAGAGCUGCUGAGCAUGCCAAGAAGGUGGAGGCAUCACAGUCUCAGGUGGCCCAGCAGGCUAUCAACGAGCAAGCCCACAUGUUUUAUCCAGACAGUCAAGGGAAUGCAGCCUUACAACAAGAUGUCUACCAAGCCCAAGCGACCUUUAACAUGUCAAAUGGAGAUCUAUCUCAGGCCACAGGUGGAACAGCUCGAAUGGGUAUGCAAGGUGGAGCCCGGCCAGCCAUCGCCUCUGUGGAUAUGUUCAUCGGCACGACGCCACCAGUUGAGACAUCCGUUCCAGAAGCACCUGCCAGUAAUGUUCUCAACAGAACUGCACGUCCUUUCACACCUGGCUUCAUUACUUUGCGGGCCGCAACUGCUCCAGUAGCAUUCAAUCCAUCUGUCACAAAGACACACCAUCGACCUACCUCAGCAGCUGCCUUUCCACCGCAAUUUUCCACUGUCCCAGGGCAGGCUAUUAAUUCUACAUCAGUUAUGUUACAGCUGUCACCUGGUCCUCAAGUCUCUUCUAAACCUUCUGUAACUCGCACAGCGGAGGCUUCUGUCAUCCUAAGCCCUUCGGCCAGUUCCUCUUUUAUAGAGACAGCACACACACCGCAACAGAUGACUGCUGCUUAUCCAGUUCAACAUGUAAAUGUGCAUCGAAUGCCUCCAACUCCACCACAGCCCACCUUUUCAGCUCCACCACAACCAAUGGUUUCAGCUUUACCGCAGUUCAAAGUUUCAGCUCCUAUUCCUCCCGUAUCUCAAAUUCCUGCUCCAAUUCAACGAGUUGCACUGGGUCCACCAGUUUUGCCAGGAGCACCUUCAUGCCCAACUCAAAUUCCCAUGACACCUGUAGCACCAGUGUCCAUGGUCUCCCACCCAGAAGUGAUGCCUCCAACCCCUGUUGCUGGUUUCGGAGGUCGUUCCGGAAUUUUACUUGAGGCUCGACGCCGUAGUGGAAAACCUAAACCUAUGUUCCAUGUACCAGAAGUCAAGAAGAGUUCACCCAAUCCUGAGCUGUUGUCCAUGGUGCAGAAUUUUGAUGAGAGGGCGACACAACCUAAGCAUAUCCAACCAUUCUCUGAAGAUUUUUAUGGCUAUGCGCAGGAAGGAGGAAGUGAGACGGUCAGCAAAGGGAAGAUGCCUCCUCCCCCAGUGGCACCAAAGCCUCGGGUUCUGCAGGAGGCCCCGCAGAUCAUUCAAGCGGGAGGAAAGGGGGCUCAGCUCUUUGCCCGCAGACAGAACCGCAUGGGUAUGUAUGUAGUGGAUGCGGCUCCACAGACCCAUUACCAACAGGAAGUGUCCUUUCAUGGCCCUACGCAACCCCUCAACUCCUCCUCCAACCCCUCCAUUCCCUCUCAGUGGAAAUACUCCUCCAACGUGCAUGCCCCUCCACCCAUUGGGUAUAAUCCACUCCUUGCCCCUUCUAUCCCCACAGGGCCUCAGAAGAACACAGCCAAGACGGCUAGUAAGAGUAAAGGUGGCUCCCAGCGUGAGGGCAUCCAAGCUCUGGAUUUCAUGAGAAGGCAGCCCUACCAGCUCAACUCUGCCAUGUUCAGUGGAAGUGCUGCUAACCCUUCUCAGCACAAUCAGAGACAAGGACAUUAUACUGCAAUGGUGGGCAGCUCCUUGGUUUCACCGAAGCAGAUACCCAUAAAAACAGCUCGUACCUAUGAGAUCAAGAGAUUCUCAACACCAACGCCUAUGUCUGCUCCCACUUUGGUUCCCAAAGUCCUUGCACCUCGCUCAGCCACCAGCCUCGGAGAGCGCAUAAAUCACUCUGAUGUGACCAGUCCACCUCCUGGUCUGGCUUUUUCAACCCCAGAUGCCAACUUGGCACAAGCUCCAUUCAGAGAGUCAGCUUCAUUCUCCUCCCAAAUCGGUGGAUUGCCCGGCCUUCCAAAAUUAUCUGCCAUGCCGCCUCCGAACCCUGUGCCCGGUGUAGCAACACAUUAUAGCCCAGUGUCUUACAACACUGGCCUCCAGGCAGCCAAGCAGUUCCAGAGUGCUCCAGAGCUUAGUUUUCUGUCUUCAUUGCCCCCGCUCAAGUCCACCCCAAUUCAGGCACCCAAACCGCGUUUUGUUGCUACCAAGGGGGGUGUUCAGCCUCAUGUGUGGCGACCCGGGGCAAUAUAAACAACUGGAAACUCGCCACUACCGCACUGAAUCCAAGUGUGCCGGUCACUCAUUCGUCCUUGUAAUUGUCUUUGCUGCUAGUGCUGGUUUGCUUGUUUUCCCAAAGAAUCAGGCAAGCAUCACAUGAAUAGAUUUCCGGUUGCUUGGUGUAAAGCAGGGGUCCCCAAACUUUUUCCUGUGAGGGCCACAUAACCUUUCCCUUCUCUGAUGGCGGGCCGGUGGCAGUUUGUAACAGAAAAAGUGUGACGAUCGUAGGGGAGCUUAAAAAAAUUAUUGUUUUCCAGAAAGCCACACAUAACCAAAUAACGGUUAUUUAAUAACCCUUUCCAGGUUCUUUACAGAAAAAAAGUCAGGAAACAAAUAAUAACACUAUUAAUGAAAUAAAUAAUAACUAAACCCUCUCUGAGUUCUUCACAGAAAAAACAGGAAAUAAAUAACUAAAUAACUCUCUCUGGGUUCUUCAUAGAAAAAAAACCAUGGAACAUUAACUUUCUGUUGUGCCAUGCACAAUCUUAACAGAUAAAAGUUCAGCUCAGUUGUCAGAGCAGAACCUCUCUGACACAUAUGAGCAGUCUCUUAAAGUUCUUGUGUUCCUUCCUUAUAAUCCUUUUGUAGGUUCCAGUAGGCUUGUAGAUACUGCUGUCUUUUUUGUUAAAGUUUGAUAGUGCGUCAUAGUCUGGAGUAAAAUUUGUUGUGGCAAUUCUUAGGCGAGAUCCGAGGUGUUGGUCCGUUUACCUCGAUCUGUGACGGGUAGAUGUUGACGUUCAUGUGGCUGAACGUCACGUCGCGUACGUCGAGCCAAAUUGGCAACUCUUUUAAACGCUCGGCACUGUUCACCCUGCUUUACUUGGGCGACAUUUUAACGGAAGGAUUCCAGGGGAAGGUUUGUGGGUGGCUUUAGCGCAAAACUGCAUCUGAAAGCUCAGCGCGCAAAUUACAAGAAUGCUGUCGUCACAGCCCACGCUCUAAAUUCGGGACUGAUACAAAUAGAGCGCGAGUGCGCCAUGUCCGUACACGCACUUGUGAGUGUGCACCGAGCUUUCUGACACGGCUUCCGGUAGUAAAUGCGCAGGCGAGCGCUUCCCCAUCUACUGGGGAAACGCAGUCAUUGCAGGCAAAAUGAGCAAAAAAAAAAAAAAAAAGGUUUAAUAAUACAAUUUAUUCAGGGUUGGCGGGCCGGAUUAAACGGUCCCGCGGGCCGUAUCCGGCCCGCGGGCCGUAGUUUGGUGACCCCUGGUGUAAAGGGAUGUCGCCCCGCAUAAACAAGCAACUCUAAACAUUAUAAUAUAUUAAGCUCAAGCUUCUAGACAGAAACAUGUUCAUCACUUUAAUGUUGCUGCUUACGUCUUUAGAUUAGUUACCAUACUAACACACUGUAUACUGCAAAGCAAACCAUAAUUUCAAAUGUAUACAAUAACAUUAAAUGUCAAUUAAUAUUUGUAAAACCACAAUGGUUGAUUACUCUUUUGGCACUCCAGCAUGUGCACUUAUGUACUUCACAUCACAUUAUAUUAGUCGUGUUAAGCUUCCUAAUACAACAAUGACACAGCUGCUAAGUGUGGUCUUGACAGAUGUGUUAGUCAUAUCUUUUAUUUUAUUAAAUACAUAACAGAGAUGAACAAGUGUGUGUUUUAUUGAUUCUAUAUGAAGUUGUGCAAGGGAAAGAUGAUUUAUAGUGAGUAUUAAUAAAAGCGUUUGAUGAUAUGAGAGAGGCUGUGGAGAGGUGGAAAUGAUCGGUAGGAUAAUAAUAGGACAGACGUGAAUGUGGUCAAUGGUCAAAAAUACACAUGAAUGAUUUGAUCGUAUUUUUGUUUGUACGUAAGAUUCAAAGUUGUUUAAGUCGUGAACACCCACAGCAUGAAGAUGUUAACAGAGGAGGUUGUCAAGAUGACAAAAAGUCAAUGCACUGACAUGUUUUUUUUGUUUUUGUUUUUUUACUGCAAUAAGAAAAAAAAAAGAGAUGAGAGAUUAGAGGUUCUAAUUUGUUUUCUACUGUACGGAUGAUCUCAAGGGUGCAAAAUCACAUUUGUGGAUAUUAUGGUGUAACGUAUGACAAUUACAAAUGUGUCAGGAUGUUAACAAUGAGUGAAGAUGUUUAUAUUUACAAUAAAAUGAGACAUUUUUAGAUGAAUAAAAUGACAUCUGAAACGCA
Molecule: messenger RNA, 5950 nt
Organism: Syngnathus typhle (broad-nosed pipefish)
Lineage: Eukaryota; Metazoa; Chordata; Actinopteri; Syngnathiformes; Syngnathidae
Gene: synpo2la
Product: synaptopodin 2-like a
Exons: 4
Coding region: 298-3798 (1166 amino acids)
Biological process (GO): positive regulation of actin filament bundle assembly
Cellular component (GO): nucleus; actin cytoskeleton; Z disc
Molecular function (GO): actin binding
Source: RefSeq, a predicted model, not a curated record